Messenger RNA from Oldenlandia corymbosa var. corymbosa, 485 nucleotides. NCBI's taxonomy places the organism in Eukaryota, Viridiplantae, Streptophyta, Magnoliopsida, Gentianales, Rubiaceae. The record is from the annotation of a GenBank genome assembly.
AUGGGAGAAAAAUCUUCGGUCACUGCUGUGUCAAAAGUCAGGCAGGUUGCAGCUACGGUCACUGAGGUUGCGCCGGUUGAAGCAAAUCAAUCGCUGACCAUCGCAGUUGUUGCGCAGCCUGACCGUCACAGAUUGCUGAGCCAUCCGCAGCCAACAAGGGUGGAGAAUUGUCCGCGAAUCUUGCUCUCCCUGCGAGCCAAACACUCGCCGAGAAUAAAAAAAUCUGAUGCCGAUGCUGCUGCCGCGGCCGUCCCUGCUGCUACCGCUGCAGGUGAUGUUUCUAUCACCGGAGAAUCAUCACUGACUGUAGCUUCGCCUGCGGAGCCUUCUCUCACUACGAGUCAAACACUCACCGAGAAUCAAAAAGCUGAUGCGGAUGCUGCUGUCGCUGCCGUCGCUGUUGCCGCUGAAGUGUCUGUUAAAAUUUACCCCCCUCCUGCAAAAGUGACAAUGGUGAAAGUUUAAAGUUAAAUAAUGAUUUGGCC